Achroia grisella is the source of this 11154-nucleotide messenger RNA. It is a transcript of the gene Vps13, whose product is annotated as intermembrane lipid transfer protein Vps13. Gene Ontology annotation, cellular component: extrinsic component of membrane. The transcript has 60 exons. Gene Ontology annotation, biological process: protein retention in Golgi apparatus; protein targeting to vacuole. NCBI's taxonomy places the organism in Eukaryota, Metazoa, Arthropoda, Insecta, Lepidoptera, Pyralidae. The record is from RefSeq and is a predicted model, not a curated record. Bases 1 to 9798 code for a protein of 3265 amino acids.
AUGGUGUUCGAAUCGAUUGUAGUGGACGUGUUGAACAGGUUUCUUGGAGACUACGUGGAGAACCUGAACAGAUCUCAGCUCAAAUUAGGGAUAUGGGGAGGUGAUGUCGUCUUGGAAAAUUUGAUAUUAAAACAGAAUGCAUUGGAAGAACUCAAUAUACCUGUCCAGACAGUUUAUGGUCAUUUGGGUAAACUAGUACUUAAGAUACCAUGGAAAAAUCUAUACGGUGCGUCUGUAGAAGCAACUGUGGACCGUCUGUUUCUUAUUGUGAAUCCUACCGCUGAAGUCAAGUAUGACCCAGAGAAGGAAGAGAAAAUGGCACUGGCCUCAAAGCAGGCCGAACUUGUGAGGGUUGAGGAAGCUAAGAAAAAAGAAGCAGAGAAGGAUCAAAAUAAACUUGAUGAGACAUUCGUGGAGAAGUUGGUAACACAGAUAAUCAAGAAUGUACAAUUAAAAAUAACAGAUAUACAUAUACGAUACGAGGAUAGCAUAACUAAUCCAAAGGCACCGUUCUCCUUUGGUAUAACACUGCACAAUCUGUCCGUCCACACAACAGAUGAAAAUUGGAAGCAAGCGGUUAUUCAAGAAGCUGUGACAAAAAUUUUUAAGAUCUUGAACUUGGAGGGUUUAGCUAUAUAUUGGAAUCCUGCAACAGAAUUAUACUCAAAAUGUCCCACGCAAGAGAUCAAGACCAGACUAGAGAAAGAGAUAGCAACAAAAUCGUCUCAACCGUCAUUCUACAAAUAUGCUUUGGGUCCAAUCAAUGCUACAGCAAAACUAAAAUUAAAUCCAAAACCAGAGGGUGAUACACCUAAAUUUAGUAUACCUAAGGUGAUAUUAACACUUCAUAUGGAACAACUGUCAGUUAGUCUCAAUAAAGCGCAGUACAGGGACAUGAUGCUGCUUGCAGAUUCAAUGGAUAGGAUGAGCAAAGGCACACCUUAUAGAAAAUACCGCCCUGAUCUGAAACUAUACAAAGGCCACUACAAACAAUGGUGGCAUUUCGCUUACCAAUGUGUACUAGAAGAGGAAGUGCGCAGGCGCCGAAGAAAUUGGGACUGGACACACAUGUUGGGUCAUAGAAAUUUGUGCAAAAAUUACGCAUCUGCGUACCAAUCCAAGUUGAGCAAUAAAGGAAAAGUCGGUGCUGAUCAGCAAUGCAUAUUGGAUGAGGCUGAGAAGAAAUUGGAUUUAUUUAACCUCGUUGUCAUUAGACAGAAAAUUGAAAUGGAGGUUGAAAGGCUUGGAAAGCUGGAGGCGGAGGCAAAGAAAUCUCGUGGCUGGUUUGGCGGCUGGUGGUCUGGUGGCGGAUCGAAAGAUGACGAGCAUGCCGAGGGAACAGCUAUAAUGAAACAAUUCGAAAAAGCUAUGACACCGGACGAGAAGGACAAGCUCUUCCGUGCCAUAGACUACCAGGAGAACACCGCACCCCUCCAUUUGCCAGUGGAGUAUGUAGCCGUAGUGGGACAUUUCCGUCUCGACCGGCUUCAGGUGGCUGUAAACGAUGACGUAGAAGUUCUCAAAGCUUGUGUGGACAAUGUCGAAGUUGAUUUGCAGCAACGGCCUAGUGCUAAUGCACUGAGAGUGGACGUACAAAUGCAGGCGUUUAGCGUGACCGGAGUGCAACAGGAUGAAUUUAUUCCACAGCUUGUAACAUCCAAAGAAGUUACGAAAGACGUUAAUCUCUUAAAUGUCGUUUUUGAAACAAAACCUCUAGACGGCACUUGCGACCAAAGAGUAAAAGUGUCGGCGCGUCCUCUACAAAUAGUGUAUGAUGCACAAACGGUCAUCGAGAUCGUCAACGUAUUUAAACCGCCAAGCGAAUCUACAGCUUUAACUACUUUACAAGCGGCUGCUGAAAAUAAAUUGUCGGAUUUGAAAGAGAAAUCGGCGUUAGGAAUGCAAUAUGCUGUACAUCAUCACACGUUUAUAGAUUUGGAUAUUGAUAUUGCUGCAUCUUAUAUCAUUGUACCGCAAACAGGAAUGUAUAAAGGAGGUGAACCAUGUGUGGCGGUAAAGUUGGGUGCUAUCAGUGUGAAAUCAUCCGGACGGGGACAGCAGCUCGAUGUACACCGGUUGCAUCGUGAAGGGUUCUCCGACGAGGACAUACUGCGGGAGAUAGCACACCACAGCUACGACAAGAUGGCGCUACAGCUCACAGAGAUGCAGGUUGUCAUAGCCACAGCAAACGAGGACUGGCAAUCCGCAAUAGCUUCAAAUGAAGCGACUCCACUGCAUUUACUUCAGCCAACCAACUUAGUUAUACAAAUUCACAAAUGCUUGAUUACCGACGAUCCACGUCUACCCAAGAUAAAGAUCCGAGGAGAACUUGAGAAAAUUGCUAUUAGUGCAUCGGAAGACAGAUUAUUGACAUUAUGUGAAAUAUUAGUAAGCAUGCCUCUCCCUAAGUCAGAAGAAGCGACGCAACUAAAGCCCAGUGAAUCGAAAAGUUCCAGUCUGUCGCUGCUGAAGUACUUAGACCCUGUCGAGAAACAAAAAAGAGAUACAGCGCGUUCUAACCAAAGGAAGACUGAGGAGCAUACAGUUCAGUUGACUGAAGUUGAAGCGUUCUUUAUUAUGAAAGAACUGGUGCUUAGUGUCAACCGUAAGAGUGUUGAAACGGCCAAAGAAUAUGAAAAGUUCCUAGUAUUCUCUCUCUAUCUUUUGGAACUGAAGACAACACAAAAAACCUUCACAUUGGAGGCGGCUGUCCGUCUUGGGGCCGUGCAUAUGCAACACCACAGACUUGAACAAAAAGUUAUAAAUAUGGUUGAAACACCUGGAGAGGAGGAAUUCGUUGAGAAGAAUACAAAUCAGUAUUUGUUUGCGGUCACAUAUAGUAAUGUUGACAAAAAGUGUCCAGAAUUUAGAAGUCACUAUGGAUCAGUGGAACAGAUGAUAGAAUUAGAUUUCACUACAUUGAGGCUUCUUCUUCAUUUAGAGGGUCUGCAGGAAAUUCUAGUCAUUGUAAAUGAGUACCAGACUCGAUUACAAACUAUUCAAAGUACAGUAGACAGAACCGCAAAUGCAGGUCCAUUGGAAACAAUUGUCGAAGAUGAAGAAUAUUCUGCUGCUAAAUCAAAAGCCAAUAUUGUAAAACCAUCACGUCGUAAGCAAGUGGAAAGCAUACAACUGAAAGUGAACGUUAAGAUUGGAUCCAUUGAAAUUGGAUUUUCUACUGACCGGCGCCCACUAUCCACUGUUAUUUUAGAGGGAGCAACUGCUGGGCUUGUAUUGAAAAGUUCUUAUACCCAAGUAGAUUGUGCUAUAGCGUCGCUUAAAGUAGAAGAUCUUAACCCUGUAACUAUACACAAACAGAUACUGAAAGUAUUAGGCGGCGAUGUGAUGAACGUUCGUAUAGUGAUGUACAACUUGGAACAGCACCCGUCUGUAAGUGACGUCAACAUGUCAAUAGACGCGCAAAUUAACUGUCUGCGUAUCAUAUUCCUCAACUGGUACGUCACGUCCAUGCUGGAAUUUUUAAAUAACUUCCAAUCGGCACAACAAGCUAUCAUCGAAGCGUCAUCACAGGCUGCAGAUGCAGCUCGAGCGAAUGUAGCAAACGCUUACCAAAACUCCACUAAAGUGUUGCUCAAAGUCCGUCUUGACGCACCCAUUAUUGUGGUCCCUGAGAACUCGACUAGUCUUAAUGCUAUGCUGGUAGAUUUAGGUCGUAUGAACUUAAACAACAAGUUCAUUGAUCUACCUGUUGCUGAUGUAUCCAAUAAAGUAACUGUUGACGAGCUGACCCUAGACUUGGAAGAUAUGAAAGUAUCAUGCGUGCAGCUGAAAGAUGAUAAGGACAUCAGUCAAGAGCGUAAACUGCUUCGCCCCACGAGUUUCAAACUGUUGGUCAAACGCAGCCUCUCAUCCUGGUAUGAAAGCCUGCCAGAUUUGGACGUUUCCGGACGUAUGAGGACUAUAGCUAUUACCGUAGGACACAGUGAUUACAAAAGUAUUAUGAAAAUACUCAACCAAAAUCUUCAAGAGGGUCAAGAUAAGGUAGAAGAAGUCAAACCUCAACCUGGUGUAUCUAAAGUGACGUCAAAGGCUGUUAAAAGUCAAACGAGCAGAGUUCAGACUAAAUCAACAGUAGCCGUUAUUACACCCAAGGAAGCGAAGCAACCAAGAACUACGAUAAAAUUCGCAUUCACUAUGGACAGUUUUGUUAUAGAUCUUAUGAAUACUGUUAGUUCCGAAGACACGAUGUUCGUAAAAGACGUGGAUCUGGCGCGGUUUUGUCUGGCUUUAUUAUCUGUCAAGGGUCGAAUGUUCUCUGACAAUUCUAUGCACACAUCAGUACUGCUCGUAGACUGCACCUUAGACGAUACGAGACCGGGCCGUGGUGCAAAGAUAACAAGAUAUCUGGAGAGGCGACGUGAUAGGGGUGACACGAACACAACUCAACAGGCUGACGACAGUGUACUCAUGGAGGCCAACGACAAGAUACGUAGCAUGAUUGAUAUAACGUAUACCAUGAAGAAUUCCGACAUCUUUGUUGACAUGCGGAUAUUUAGCUUCAACCUUAUCCUGGCUAUGGAUUUCCUCAACAAGAUAGCUGAGUUCAUGACCACGGGUCUAGCAGAGGACACAUCGUCUAUCAAACCAAAGGAGGACGUGAAAUUAUUAAAAUCCACGGAUAAAUCUGUUGAUAGUCUCCUUAAAAAGAAACCGUCAGCAGCAACAACCCCGUCGACGGUGGAACAACCUCAGAAUAUGUCAAUGAUGACGGUUAACAUCAAGAUUGAACAACCUGACAUUAUCCUGGUAGAGUCACUUGAACAGAAGACAUGUGACGCACUAGUGUUAAACAUGGAAGCCAGAUUUAAAUUGCGCAAGACCUCGGAGCGCAUGGUGGCAGAUGGCGGCAUAUCCGGGCUGCAGAUGGUAGUUCGUACACUGGGCCGUGGGGGACCCAGCGGUCCCGCACCGCGAUAUUUGCUGUCACCGGCUACACUUUCGCUGGCGCUCUCCCAGCCACCUGCAAGCGGGAUGCAUAUAGACUUAGCCAUUUCCGAUAUCAAAAUCACUGUCUCGCCAGAUAUGAUUGCCCUUUUGAAUCGAGUGAUGGCGACAAUGACCAGCCGUGAAGAAGAUAACACUGAAGAAGAUCUCAAACCGAUAUUCUAUAAUAAUCUAUGGACCAUACAGCCGUUCAAACCAAAUUCAUAUUGGUUUUUAAAAGCAGAAGAAGCUGAAGAAGCUGUUAGUCUGGAUGUAUCUAACACUAAUAUAACUCCCCCGCCGCCGACGGGCGAGAUCUGCCUGCUGUCCAGUCCAUCCAUUACAGUUUCACUCGAGAUGGACAUUGGCAACGAGACGAUACCUGUAUUGGUAAUGCAAGCUUCACUCACUGGACAAGUUAAAGACUGGAGUUCUGAUUUCUACAUGGAGUCGACAUGGGCCAUGCAAAUGUCUUAUUACAACAUUGGACGUGCUGUAUGGGAGCCGCUAAUUGAACCCGUCGAGGUGCUGAAAGACUAUCAGUACAAACACGUGCCAUGGGAACUUAAAAUGGAGGUGGUAAUGCGACCUCAAGAAAAUCACCUCUCAAUAGAUACGUCAGACGAAGCGGCCAAUUUGCAAGCAGUCGCACAAAGGCAGGCUAACAAAACUAUCACGAUAUCAAGCAGUGAACCGCUUGAGAUCACUAUCACCAGAAGUGGUAUGGAGAUGCUCACACAACUUGGAAAUUCAUUUGCAGCUGCCGUAGCAGAUACUGACAAUACAUUAUUGUCGAAAUUGAAGACAGACGAUACUACCACAAAGCAAUAUUAUGGUGCCCCAUAUGUACUCCACAACUGCACCGGCCUGACGGCAAAGUUGAUGCUCCAGGAUAACAAUGACUUCUCUGUUUUCCACACUGAUGAGCAUGUCUCCUCUGAUUACAGAGAGGUGGUAUUGGAACCAGGCGCGUGUGUUCCUCUACAGCUGCAGCAUGGUGGCCUUAAUAUGGUCAAGCUUAACGAACCACCACCGUCACUCAAGCUUACUGUUAAGGUAGUUGAAUUGGAUGACGAAGUGCAAAUUCCAGUCGAGCGUGCCGAUAAGCGUUAUUUUACACUAGGUCGCCGGCAUACUAGCUCUACUAUAGAACGAAACGUACCGUCUGUCGCUGCUAUUGAGCCUCGGGGGCUAAUAUCGGAUGUUGUUAUGCAAGAUGCAGCCUUGCACAUCUAUUUACGAAGUGUUGUACAGGUGACCAAUACAUUGUCUGUAAACGUGUCUGUGUACUACAUGACACUGAGUGGCAAUGAAGUCAGUUUGCUCGGGGAAGUGAAACCGGGCGGUAUACUCCGCCUGCCAUUACAGGCUGUGCAUACGCCUACUGCUGAAAUAUUCUUCUCCGUUGAAGGUUUUACAGUAUCCGUAAUGCCUUUCAUAUGGCGUGAAUUGCAGCAGGAAGUUAAGAUCGCUAAAUUAUUACAAUGCGAUUCGAAAGACAAAAAUAGCGGCGAAAAGUUCUAUCUCAAGGCACUUGGAACGAUGGAACAAGUAUUCUACGAACACUCCAAUAGGCAUACUUUCGCUUCUUCGUGCUAUGACAUCAUUCUCAAACCUGCGGUGAAGCUUCAGAACUGUUUGCCAGUCGAUAUAGUGGUUUCGCAAUUGGGGCUAAAACGCACGCAGACUUUUAAGCCUGGAGAGAUGUUCCAUUUAUCCCACCUCUCGCCUAAUAAAGCGACUGUUGUUAUUAUGAUCGAGAACUACUUAGACAAAUGCUGGGUGUGCACCAAGAAUCUGCCAGAGGCAGAGAGUGAACUAUCGGUUUGGUCCUUCGAGUCCCACGACAGUCCGGCGGUGAUGACCCUCGAACUGGGCAUGCAUAGUGUGGACACUGAUGGCACUCAAGUGCUGUCACUCUAUUGCCCCUUCUGGAUGCUCAACAAGACCGGAUUCACGCUCUGCUACCGGAAAUCAAAGAAACCAGAAAAAGACUCCAGCACUCCCAACAAGAACGCAGAUGAAACUGGCAACGUGAUAUUCCAUCCUAAAGAUUACAAGGAGCCAAUAUUAUUCUCUUUCCGUGCAAAGAACUUUUUCGGCAAAAAAAAGGCUGCAAUCCGUGUCGAGUUUGGAGAAUGGUCCGAAAAAUUCUCUUUGGAUGUUCCAGGAAGUUCCGGUGUGAUUUUAUGUAAACACGAGGGCAGAACUUAUCAGGUGGCGGUCACGAAUCAAUUAACGUUCAAUAGUUUAACGAAAAUGGUGAUAUUUACUCCAUACUUUCUCAUCAUCAACGAAGCACCUUUCGCAAUACAGUACCAAGAACUACAUAGAUCUGGCGAUCCCUGGCAAGAGGUCGAGCAAAAUUCAAGUUCGCCGCUGUGGCCGGUGAUAGAAAAGGAGGACAAGUUGCUUCGGUUGAGAGUGGCCGGUUCCACGGAAAUUGCUUCACCUUUUUUGUUUACGGAGCAACAUAGCGUCUGUCUGAAGCUCAACAAUGAGUACGGAGGUUUGCAAGUGGAGGUGCAGCUGACAGAGGGCGGUACAUACGUGACAGUGCGGCAGUACCGCGACGGGCACGCGCCUGCGUUGCUGGUCAACUACACCGAUCACCAAAUCACGCUCUACGAGAAGGAGAACGUCAACAUCAGGCCUCUACCGUCUAUGAACAAGAUGUUAUAUACAUGGGACAACCCUGCCGGUCCACGAACGAUUAUAUUCGAAGGUCAUAAGAAAAAGGAAAUAGAAAAUGAUCUUAGAAAAGAUGGAAUCGGAGAAUUCUUGAUUAACGAGACCACCAAAAUAUGGUGGGUAUCAUUCUUGGACGGACUGCAGCGAGUUAUCCUGUUUACGGAGAACGCCAUGCUAGCAAGCGGCGCACACACCAUCGGGGAGGCCGAGCUCGUCGAUACAGAGAUCGUGCUGUCCAUGCAGGGCAUGGGACUCUCCCUUGUCAACGAUCCAGAACUGCUAGAGAUCCUCUACAUCAGUAUAUCCAAUUCCGGUAUCAUAUGGGAACAAUGUAAAGUUGGCGGUCGUCGAUACAAAAAAAUGGAGGGUCCAAAAUUGAUACAGCUCGAAGAGGCAUAUCAACGAUAUUUAACGGAGAAAAUGAUCAGCGAAAACCCAGUAUCGCCACGAGUAACUUUGGAAGAUAAACUAGAGGUGGACUUCGAAGAGAUGCGUAUACUGAAGCCGUCGCCGCGGCUGGUGCGUCGCACGCUGCAGCCCGGGCUGUGGGCGUCGUGCGGGCUCACGGCGCACUCGCGGCGGCUGCACGCGCGGCUGCACCGCCUGCAGCUCGACCAGCAGCUGCCGCUGCCCACGUUCCCCGUAGUGCUGGCGCCGGUGCCCCCGCCGCGGUCCAUCGCCAACGUCGACACCGCUGGGCCAAAACCAUUUAUAGAAGUGUCAAUAGUGGAACGUAUAAUGGAACACAGUAAAGUGCGGCAGUACAAGUAUUACAAACUGCUCAUCCAAGAGUUCCACGUGAAGGUGGAUAUGGGACUCAUUAACGCGCUCAUGGGCAUGUUCCCGCAGCGACUGCUCACCGAACAGGAAGCUCUUGAUGCUUUCCAAUUGGAUCUCGAAAAAGCAGGUCAAGCAUUGGAAGCACUAGCAGCAAUGGGCGUUGCAUCAGGUCAAAAGAAUUUCUACGACAAUUUACAUUUGUCGCCACUUAAGGUGCACGUUUCUUUCUCACUCGGAGGAGCAACUCAACUUCCCACGUUCGUCGGUACAGUGUUGCAAAGUAUCGGUGUGACGUUAACGGAUAUGAACGAUGUUGUGUUCAAAUUGUCAUAUUAUGAGAGAAACUACGAGUUUUUAUCACAGAAAGAGUUGAUCGGCCAAGUCCAAAGUCAUUAUACGGGACAAGCUCUUAAACAAUUAUACGUCCUAGUGCUAGGAUUGGACGUGAUUGGUAACCCUUAUGGUCUGGUAGUUGGAUUGAAGAAGGGAGUUGAGGAUUUGUUCUACGAGCCCUUCCAAGGGGCGAUCCAGGGCCCGGGCGAGUUCGCGGAGGGCCUGUUCCUGGGCGUGCGGUCGCUGGUGGGGCACACGGUGGGCGGCGCGGCCGGCGCAGUCUCGCGCAUCACCGGCGCCAUGGGACACGGACUCGCAGCUCUCUCGCUCGACAAGGAUUACCAAAGGCGAAGGCGUGACAACAUAAACAAACCACCGGCAAACUUACAAGAAGGUCUUGCUCGCAGCGGGAAAGGUCUUGUUAUGGGGGUCGUGGACGGAGUGACCGGGGUAUUCACGAAACCGAUAGAGGGCGCUCGUGAUCAGGGCGUGGAAGGGUUUUUCAAGGGGCUCGGGAAGGGCGCGGUGGGGCUUGUAGCUCGCCCUACAGCUGGUGUAGUAGACUUCGCCUCUGGGUCACUCGAUGCCGUUAAGAGGGCAGCAGAUCUGUCUGAGGAAGUAACGAAACGUCGCGCAGCGCGUUACCUUCCAGCCGAUUCAGGUGUAAGACCGUACUCGAGACUGCAGGCUGAAGGAUAUAAAAUGUUAUUUGAACUUGAAAAGGGUAAAUUCGUGAGCACGGACACUUAUGAGGCGCACGUGUGGGUGAUACCUGCAAAAGAAGUAGUUAUGUGUACUGAUAAACGACUGCUUUACUUGGAGAAGAAUAAUGUAUUCGGCGGGUGGCAGAUCGUGUGGUCAUACCUUUGGUCGGAGAUUCCCGAAGUGCCAACAGCUGUCAAUAAAGGUGUCUACAUACCUACUGCCAAAAAGAAGGUGCUAGGAAUGUUCCCGAGUUCCGGUUCGGGAAAAGUCAUAUUCCUAUACGACGAACAGCAAAAGAAAUAUUUACUGGCACAGUGCGAACGGCUAAUGCGUUCGGGGCGUUGACAUGAUCACGUAGAAAGAAUAUCCCCCACGGAAUGGCUGGGAGAGUUCUUUCUACUUAUAUUCGAUUAUCGCACCGCGUUGCUUACACUCGCGUAUCACUUUAACAUGCACCACUUAAGCCCGAAAGGCUUCCGCUGACAAUUAUAGCUGAUAGCAUGCUUUAAAGUAGACGAUCUAUUAAUUUUGUGUUGUUUUUUUUUAACGUGUGCUUGUGUUUUGAUGUAUUUCUUGAACCACAUUUGUUUAUCGAAUAUGGCUGUAUGUAUGGUUUUUGUUACUCUAAAUAUAUAAGAUUGAUUCUAAUCUCGUAGACAUGUGAGUCAGUAUGUAUUGUCAACUUUGAAGGAAAUGAGAAUAAUAAAAAUCUAUAAAUAUACGGACUAUGUAGGUAUUAUUGUACCGUAUUUUUUGUAUGGAACUUGACACUGUAUGUCAAAUGUUUACGAUAUUAUUUAGUUGGAUAAUUUUAUAAUGUUAUACAUUGAUAUACUUGAUGUAGUUAUACUUGAGAUUUAAACUAUUAGUUCGAAUCAUAUUCAUCUUUUAAAUAAUUUAAUAACAAUGUGCAUUUAAGAAACACAAUUUUCAGUCUUCCGGUACAGUUAUCUAUUUUAUGUGAUUAUGGAUUACUUAUAUGAAUAUGGCAGUGUGUCAUUGUUCACUUAAUUUACAAAGAAUUGCCUUAUAAAUGAAAUAUAUUAUUUCUAAGUUAUUGUUAUUCUGAAAUUAUUCGAACAUGGCAGAAUCACACUGUAUCCUAUGUUCAAAUAUGAAUAUUUGUGUCAUGAAUGAUGUACUUAUAAGUUGUUCGAUUACUUUAUGCUAAAAUUGUUUCUUUUUCUUGAAACUGGUUUAAAUUAUCAGAAAUUUAAUUCAGAAAGAUAUAAAAGUUUUUUUCUAAACCUAAGAGUACAAAGAUAUUAAUGAUAACGUUUUUAUGUUGUUGUUACUGUUACAUUUAAAUAUGAACAUAUAGAGAGAAUUACUUGUCACAGCUGAGGCGUUCCAAUAACAGUGCCUUAUGGUCAAUGUAUAGAAAUAUUGUUGUCUGUUUUUUCUUUUAUGUUUGAUGUUGAAUGUUCAAUAUUUUAAUGCAUCAUCGAGUUAUCAGUUUGCAUAUUUAAAUAUAAUAUGUUAAGAUAAAUGCUAUUUGCCUAUUAAGAGACUGCCACAAAAUCCUCAGAUUCGAGUUGUAAAAUUUUAUUCACUUUUUAUUACUCUUUAUUUUGAUAAAGCAUUUAUGUUUUUGUGUUGUAUUACGCGUACUUUCUACUUGUUGCUUCAUGCGCACUUUACUAAUUGUUUUAUUUUUUCUCUUAUUGUCCAAGCUUCUGUACAAGUAUAUUGUAAUAAAGU